AACCACCCAUUUAUUGAGCCAAGUGUAGGAAACCUGCUCCAAACAUCGAAUUAAAAAUGGUACGACUACAAAUUGCUGGUGUUGAAGAUUACCCAUGAUUCACUUGUUUCAUCUCUUGAAGAAGCUGUUCAAUGGGUGUGCAUAUAAACACGUAUAUUAUGGUUAUCUCCUACUUGAAACAAAGGGUGAGUCCAUGGAUUCAGAAAUUGACAUUGUUCAGAAGAGGUUGAAUUCUUUCCUCGGUCAACUCCAAGUAGAAUUUGGCAUCCUUGAUAGAAUUGUAUACAAAAACAAGAAUCAGCACCGGCGAUCCUCAUAUUUUCAGUACCUUCUAAAGGUGAGGAGAGACCUGAGGCUGCUUCAAUCAGCUCAUUUAGAAGAAAUUUUUAGCUCCUCCUUUCUAGUUAUCAGUGGGACAAGACCUAAGCAGAAGGUGCAACUUCUAGAAAGUUUGAAGAGGAGAAAAUGUGAUGGCGGAAAACAUAAUUUUCUAGAACGACUUUUGGGAGCGGCACGCCUGCUGUCACAGAUAGUAGAGCCAAUGUUGAAGGCAGCUACAGAGAUUUCUACUUUACUUGCUCAAUCAUUUUUCAUGGGAUUUUGUCUUACAACUUUGGCUUUGCUUGCACGCCUCCGAGUUUUGGUUCAGCAAAUAUUACUUGAUGCUGUAACGGUAUUCAACAUGGUUUUUUCUCUCUCUCAGAAGGAGCAAUCUGUAAAAUUAACUCAGGACGGAAUUGAGGUAUUUAGAGAGUACUACCCGAUGAAUGAGCAAUCUGUCUUACUUGACUGUGUGUGGGAAACAGAUAAGUUUGUAUUACUUGAGAUAUCCACCAACUGUAAGACUGAACGUCAAGAGAAGAAUGUUAGAGAAAUAUCUAUAGGGCCAUCUGCCAUUCAAUAUCAAAGCAUUGAGGUUUUGCUUGGUGAUAACGAAUCUGGCAAGGCAGAUCCUAACGAUAUUUCUGAAGAUUAUUCUCACAUUGAGGUGGAUAAUCCUAGUUCAAUUGAGGAUCCUUCGACAGAGAACGAUGACGUGAAGAAGGUUCAAGAUAGUUCAAAAGUGGAAGAUGUUUCAGGUUUUGUGGAACCGCUAAUCCAGAACCUGAACUCUGAAAGUGGCUUGCUUAUGGAUUUGAGUUCAUCUCCAGGUUCAAAUCCUUUAAAACGUAAAUCUGGUUCAACGAGUAAAGUGGCCUUCGUAUCGGUGAAAAAGCCAGCAACAUCAACAACAAACGUUUUGGGACUUCAGAUCAAGGGAACAGAGAGCCAUGGUGAUAGCAAAGAAGAUCCAUUUUUCAGUCUACUUACUGGGGGAAACUUAAAGGAUAGUCUAUUUUGAACACAUCUGAGUUACAAGCAUUUUAAUUUCGUUGGUUGUCUAGUACGAUGUCGUGCUAUCUUCCGUAUCUGUUAAUCAUCUUUCUUUGCCUAAUAGGGGGUCUUAUGUCUGUUACUUGUCCGAUCUUGUCCUAUGUUGAACUGACAAGAUUGGCAAAAGAAAAUUUUGAAAUAUCGUGUUCUUGUCCAGUUUGCAGUGCUGUCUUCGAAUUUCAACUGGAUAUGAAGGGGUGGUAUGCUAUUAUGAAAGAAGAGGAAAAGGUUAAGGUAAAAGAAAGGAAGAAGAUGGUGAAGUGAAUGAUAUGGUUUUACUUGCAAUGUAAUUUUCCAGUCUUCACGAAUUCAUGAUCCAAAUAAAUAUAACCUUAGUGCAUUUUUUUUUUUUUGACGAACUUUAAAAAGA
This is a messenger RNA of Rhododendron vialii, 1744 nucleotides long. RefSeq lists its product as uncharacterized. The transcript is spliced from 9 exons. NCBI's taxonomy places the organism in Eukaryota, Viridiplantae, Streptophyta, Magnoliopsida, Ericales, Ericaceae. The record is from RefSeq and is a predicted model, not a curated record. The coding region runs from base 95 to 1342 and encodes 415 amino acids.